This is a messenger RNA of Exophiala bonariae, 789 nucleotides long. RefSeq lists its product as uncharacterized. The record is from RefSeq and is a predicted model, not a curated record. Gene Ontology annotation, cellular component: mitochondrion. The transcript has a single exon. Gene Ontology annotation, molecular function: nucleic acid binding; 3'-5'-RNA exonuclease activity. The coding region runs from base 1 to 789 and encodes 262 amino acids. NCBI's taxonomy places the organism in Eukaryota, Fungi, Ascomycota, Eurotiomycetes, Chaetothyriales, Herpotrichiellaceae.
AUGACAGGCCUCGACCCUCAAACCGACACAAUACUAAGCAUAUCCGUCCUCCUCACAGACGCGGACCUCCGCCCAAUCGAACCGCUCGGUCUGACGCUAUACAUCACGCACAGCGAAAUCCAACUGUCGUCCAUGUCCGAAUGGUGCAUCAACACACACACAUCGACAGGCCUCACCAAGAUAUGCGUCGACCCGAGCACCUCGACGACGGCCAUCCUGGCCGCGGCCCAAGUGCUGCACUACAUCCAAACGCACAUCCCGACACCACGCACCGCCCUCCUGGCGGGCAACUCGAUUCACGCCGACCGCUCGUUCCUGAUGGUUCCGCCGUGGAACGCCAUCCUCGCACAUCUGCACUACCGGCUCUUCGACGUGAGUGCCCUGAAGGAGAUGGUGCGACGAUGGGCGCCAGAGGACGUCCUCGCCGCCGCGCCCGUCAAGAUGCUGCGGCAUAGUGCCCGCGAGGAUGUGCUGGAGAGCAUCGACGAGGCACGCUUCUAUAUGGCGUUGGUCAAGUCCGUUGGUGGCGGUGUGCCCGCCACGCCGCUGCCGAGGCCGGUUUUGACGUCCGUGCCGUUCGGUAACGAUGAUGCAGCUUUAUCUGCAUCUGCACCUGCACCUGAACCGGCUCCAUCACUUCUUGAUGUCAGCACCAGCGGAGGCGCUGUCAGUAACAGUACCAGUAGUGACUUGCCGGUGCAAGCGAGAUCUCGGGUCCGGUCUUCGGGAAUGGAUGAGGAGAUGAAGGACGACACGACCGCGCAGGGCUUCCGGACUGACGUUCCUUGA